CUGAAGAAGAGGAAGGAGGAGUGACCGCCAGAAGGUCAUAAGCAUCUUGGCCGCUAGGUGUCGCGCUGAGCCCAGACUGACGGUGACGCAACACGGCGCGGAGCAGAGGAAGAGACGGCAGUUAGAUACCGCACCUUCGACCAAGGUAAAGCAUGGCAAUGACCGGCCAGAGCUCGUGCUCCUCCAUGAGUAACCACACCAAGGAGCGGGUCACCAUGGCCAAAGUGACCCUGGAGAACUUCUACAGUAACCUCAUCGCGCAGCACGAGGAGAGAGAGAUGAGGCAGCAGAAGCUGGAGAAGGUGAUGGAUCAGGAGGGCUUGGCUGAUGAAGAGAAACGAAUGCGGCGUUCUCAGCAUGCGAGGAAAGAGACAGAGUUUCUGCGUCUGAAACGCACUCGACUGGGUCUGGAGGACUUUGAGUCCCUGAAGGUGAUUGGUCGAGGAGCCUUCGGAGAGGUUCGUCUGGUGCAGAAGAAAGACACCGGUCACGUCUAUGCCAUGAAGAUCCUCCGCAAAGCUGACAUGCUGGAGAAAGAGCAGGUCGGUCAUAUCCGUGCUGAGCGGGACAUCCUGGUAGAGGCUGACAGCCUGUGGGUGGUCAAAAUGUUCUACAGCUUCCAGGAUAAGAUGAACCUCUACCUCAUCAUGGAGUUCCUGCCUGGAGGAGACAUGAUGACUCUGCUGAUGAAGAAGGACACUCUGACAGAAGAGGCCACUCAGUUCUACAUAGCAGAGACGGUGCUGGCCAUCGACUCCAUCCACCAGCUGGGCUUCAUUCACAGAGACAUCAAACCAGACAACCUGCUGCUGGACUCCAGGGGUCACGUGAAGCUGUCGGACUUCGGUCUGUGCACGGGGCUGAAGAGGGCUCACCGUACCGAGUUCUACAAGAACCUGAACCACAGCCUGCCCAGUGACCUCAGUAAGCAAACCUUCCAGAACAUGAACUCCAAGAGGAAAGCAGAGACCUGGAAGAGGAACAGGAGGCAGCUGGCUUUCUCCACAGUGGGAACCCCCGACUACAUCGCUCCAGAGGUCUUCAUGCAAAAUGGAUACAACAAGCUCUGUGAUUGGUGGAGCCUGGGUGUCAUCAUGUAUGAGAUGCUGAUAGGUUACCCUCCGUUCUGCUCAGAGACGCCUCAGGAGACGUACAGGAAGGUGAUGAACUGGCGAGAGACGCUGACCUUCCCUCCAGAAGUGCCUAUAUCAGAGAAGGCCAAAGACCUCAUCCUCAGGUUCUGCUGCGAGGAGGAGCACAGGAUUGGUGCUGCAGGGGUGGAGGAGAUCAAGUCCAAUCCUUUCUUUGAGGGGGUGGACUACGACCAUAUCAGAGAGAGACCCGCUGCCAUUCCCAUAGAGAUCAAAAGCAUCGACGACACCUCAAACUUUGAUGAAUUCCCGGACUCCGAUAUUCUCACACCGACAGUCACCCCGGUGUCCAACCAGACCGAGGCCGACCUGAAAAACAAGGACUGGGUCUUCAUCAACUACACCUACAAACGCUUUGAGGGCCUGACUGCUCGAGGAGCCAUACCGUCCUACAUGAAGUCAGGGAAGAGAUGAACAGCUUCAGACAGGCUGUUAACCAAGUCCACCGUGAAACCUGAACGAGUCGUCCAAACCCCUGUUCUCUGAGGAACUUGAGCCCUGAAAGGAGAACUCUCUCUGUUACCUGAGUGAUGAGGAUUCUUGUCACGCGGGACUCAGCAAAUAAUAAAAGGGGCUCAAAUUCACCCGUUGCUUUCAACCAUAGGAACUGCUGCUGCCUUCAUUUCUGCGGGUCUUCACUUUCUCUGACGCUUCCGAGGGUACCUUCCUACUUCCUGCUCACGCGUGAAGACUGAACUGGGAUUAAAGGGACUGGGAUUCUCUCCACCUGCCUUCUUCACCAGCGGAUGCAGUGGGAUGUCUUCACUCCUGAUACCAGCAUCAUUUACAUUCCCUCUCUAUAAACCAGCACCAGCCUGAUGGACCUACCAAGGGCUCCUGUCCUUCCAAACCAGGACAUCCACUCCAGACUCAACAACUCAAACACUGCAUUAAGCCGUCACUUGUUGUGAAUCAGGUGCUCUUCAGGGAUUCUGUCCAAAUGUGUCUCGGGGUUUCCUACAAGAGCUCACUUCUCUGAAGUGACCUAACCAAAGACUGUGAGCUGAAUGGUGUUUCUGCUUGAUCUCUCUGUCACGUCACUUCUUGGAACUUAGAGAUGUCGUUUUUAUAGAUUGAUAUUUGCAAGGUUUGCUUGAUUAAUAUGCGUGAAUAUAUGAGAACGAUGCAUUUUGAUGUACAGACACAAGAGUCUUGUUACGUUUUCACCCACUUAUGUUCAAAUAACCUUUAGCACCUUAUGUGAUGCUUGAUCCAACUCCAGUACAGCCGGGCCUGCAGCUCGUUAGUUUGUGUUUUUAUCGGACUGGAAAAGUUCACGUGUGCCCUCGCACAAAUGUCUGCGUCUUGCUAUUUUAAUGCCAUGAACACGUCAUCAGGGUGGGAAAGCCCAGAUCAUCGUGAAACAAUACGUCUUCCCGUUCAAACUUCAACUAAUGCGACUCUUGUAGGGUGACCCACUCCACCCGGUCGGUGUUACGCAGACUGGAAACUGUGGUGCGGACGCCUGCUGCUGCUGCGGCUCUUUCGGUACCGGUGUUUCGCUUUAGGCUGGGCUGAUGAGCUUGUUGUGAUGCAGCAGAAAAAGCAAAACCUCGUGUCGAAAAUCGUUCCCAAUAAAAAACGGUUGGGUGAAUCACGCAGAGUAACGGGGACACGGUUGAGCUGCUUAGUGUGAACGAGACUCGCCACACGAUGCUGAGCAGCCGCCCUCAGGCCUCUGUUCAGUUUCUUGUGGGAAUCUCCGCCUCUGCUUGGCGUACUGCAUUCACUAGACAUUGGAUUGGUUUGAUUGAUGGACUUACGAGACGUUAUUUCUGUUUAGUGUUUUUAAUAUAUAUAUAUUUUGAUGUGUAAUAGCGGGAAGCUUAUUGCUUUUAUCAGGUUGUCACCUUGAAUGUGUGCGUUUGUUUGUUUUCAAGGCACUCGGCGUGUUUAAGGAGUGACUCCACAUCAGUGUGGAGUCACUCCUUAAAUUCAGAGGCACAGGGCUAAACACUUUCCAGUGAACACAAUAUCCAAAAUGCUGUCAUUUAAAAUGAAUGUAAAUGAAGUUUCAUGGAGAAAACUUUUUUUUUUUUUUUUUUUUGCCACAAUAAUUCCAAAAUGCUGUUUGUGUGAAUGUAGCCCGGACCACACACGUUGUUUCAUCUGCGUCCUGGCACAUGAGGGUUAACUGUGGAAGCCCAUUCCCCCAGAAACAGGAGGAAUGGUCAAAUAAAAUUAUAAUACGUUUCAGAAUUUCGCAGCAGUAGGUCAAAAUUCAAGUCAAACUUUGACUUACUCUCUUAAAUCUUUGGAUUCCUCUAGUAGUUUUUACUUUGUUUAAAUUGUCUGUUUUAUGUCUUAACUUUGUAAAUCUCAUAACUUAGAAUUCAAAACUUUGACCAUAUUUUGAGUUUUACACAAUUUUAACUUUAAAAGAUCCCUUCGGAGAUCAGAGACCUGGUAUUUUAUAAUUGACGUCUCGUCUCUCCUCCGGGCAGGAAUGGGCUUCCGUACGUAACGGUUCAGUCUGAAGGGUUUUCUUCUUGUCUGUAAUAUAAAACUUGGUGUAUUCAGGUAGUGUGUAGGCGAAGCUCAGCACAUUUUAGAAAAGCACGCAAUGGAGCCUCUCUCUGUGGCAGGACGUCACGGGAACGCUCCUGCUCCGCAUGCUUUACCCAACAGCGGACGAGUCGGCUUAAAGCAAUAGAGCACAUGGAUGACUUGUUUUAUUGAUGAUGCCGUGUGUGCGUGUGUGUAUGAAUGUGAUCAGUAAAAACAAUGCACAGUUGGACUGCUUGAAGACCUGUGUGUGAGGCUCAGAUGUGUGUGCGCUCUGCUCGUGUCACCACGUGUGGUCAGAGAGGCGGGGGGGGUUUUGGGAAGGUGGGUGUACAUUAUUUAAACCACUGUUCUCUUUGUAGCGUGUGGCUGUUGUUUUGUUUUCUGCUAUUUGACAAUGAAUUACUCUGCACUUAC
This is a messenger RNA of Siniperca chuatsi (mandarin fish), 4073 nucleotides long. RefSeq names its product serine/threonine kinase 38a (gene stk38a). NCBI's taxonomy places the organism in Eukaryota, Metazoa, Chordata, Actinopteri, Centrarchiformes, Sinipercidae. Gene Ontology annotation, molecular function: protein serine/threonine kinase activity; ATP binding. The record is from RefSeq and is a predicted model, not a curated record. Bases 153 to 1565 code for a protein of 470 amino acids. Gene Ontology annotation, biological process: intracellular signal transduction; peptidyl-serine phosphorylation. The transcript has 14 exons.